AUGAUACGUGUUGUGACAGUGGCUAGUGAAUCGUACAACGGCACUUUUUCCAAAGGUGUGUCUCCAACAUUUUUAACCGAAUCGCCCAACCAGUCGCCCAACCAGUCGCCCAACCAGUCGCCCAACCAGUCGCAAAACCAGUCGCCCAACCAGUCGCCCAACCAGUCGCCCAACCAGUCGCCCAACCAGUCGCCCAACCAGUCGCCCAACCAGUCGCCCAACCAGUCGCCCAACCAGUCGCCCAACCAGUCGCCCAGCCAGUCGCCCAGCCAGUCGCCCAGCCAGUCGCCCAGCCAGUCGCCCAGCCAGUCGCCCGGCCAGUCGCCCGGCCAGUCGCCCGGCCAGUCGCCCGGCCAGUCGCCCGGCCAGUCGCCCGGCCAGUCGCCCGGCCAGUCCGCCCGGCCAGUCCGCCCGGCCAGUCCGCCCGGCCAGUCCGCCCGGCCAGUCCGCCCGGCCAGUCCGCCCGGCCAGUCCGCCCGGCCAGUCCGCCCGGCCAGUCCGCCCGGCCAGUCCGCCCGGCCAGUCCGCCCGGCCAGUCCGCCCGGCCAGUCCGCCCGGCCAGUCCGCCCGGCCAGUCCGCCCGGCCAGUCCGCCCGGCCAGUCCGCCCGGCCAGUCCGCCCGGCCAGUCCGCCCGGCCAGUCGCCCGGCCAGUCGCCCGGCCAGUCGCCCAGCCAGUCGCCAACCAGUCGCCCAGCCAGUCGCCCAGCCAGUCGCCCAGCCAGUCGCCCAGCCAGUCGCCCAGCCAGUCGCCCAGCCAGUCGCCCAGCCAGUCGCCCAGCCAGUCGCCCAGCCAGUCGCCCAGCCAGUCGCCCAGCCAGUCGCCCAGCCAGUCGCCCAGCCAGUCGCCCAGCCAGUCGCCCAGCCAGUCGCCCAGCCAGUCGCCCAGCCAGUCGCCCAACCAGUCGCCCGGCCAGUCGCCCGGCCAGUCGCCCGGCCAGUCGCCCGGCCAGUCCGCCCGGCCAGUCCUCCCGGCCAGUCCGCCCGGCCAGUCCGCCCGGCCAGUCCGCCCGGCCAGUCCGCCCGGCCAGUCCGCCCGGCCAGUCCGCCCGGCCAGUCCGCCCGGCCAGUCCGCCCGGCCAGUCCGCCCGGCCAGUCCGCCCGGCCAGUCCGCCCGGCCAGUCCGCCCGGCCAGUCCGCCCGGCCAGUCCGCCCGGCCAGUCCGCCCGGCCAGUCCGCCCGGCCAGUCCGCCCGGCCAGAGUGUAUAAAAGUUGGUGAAGAAUGUGAUAUGCAUGACUGCUUCUUGAGUUAA
Schistocerca piceifrons (Central American locust) is the source of this 1251-nucleotide messenger RNA. RefSeq names its product DNA-directed RNA polymerase II subunit RPB1-like. NCBI's taxonomy places the organism in Eukaryota, Metazoa, Arthropoda, Insecta, Orthoptera, Acrididae. The record is from RefSeq and is a predicted model, not a curated record. The coding region runs from base 1 to 1251 and encodes 416 amino acids. The transcript has 3 exons.